Molecule: messenger RNA, 2167 nt
Organism: Oncorhynchus kisutch (coho salmon)
Lineage: Eukaryota; Metazoa; Chordata; Actinopteri; Salmoniformes; Salmonidae
Product: serine protease HTRA1B
Exons: 9
Coding region: 205-1692 (495 amino acids)
Biological process (GO): programmed cell death; positive regulation of apoptotic process; proteolysis
Cellular component (GO): extracellular region
Molecular function (GO): protein binding; serine-type endopeptidase activity
Source: RefSeq, a predicted model, not a curated record
UAGCAGCCUCACAGAGGGACUUAGAGCAUCUUUGUUGACUGGGAGAAGCAGACCAACACAGCUCAAUUUAGUGAAAAGCGUCUGACAUUAAUUUGCAAAUGUAUGUUACGUUUAUUUAUGCAGAUCAAACAUAUUUUUUGUAGAAAGUUUAAAGAUUAGUUUUGUGGCAACUUUGUACAUUUUUAGAUACUUUAGUAUUUAACAAUGUUUUGGUCCGUCUUCUGCACAAUUUUACUUCUUGCUCCUUUAGUUUGCGAGUCAAGAGCCAAGCGAUAUGUCAUCGGCUGUCCAGAUAAAUGUGACAAAUUUCUAUGUCCCCCGAUCCCUGCGGACUGUAUGGCCGGCGACAUCCUUGACCAAUGCGACUGCUGUCCGGUCUGUGCGCACGGAGAAGGUGAGGUAUGCGGCGGCACGGGGAGACUAGGGGACCCGGAGUGCGGAGAGGGCAUGGACUGCUCGAUAUCGGACGGAAUUGGGGUGUCCGCCACAGUAAGGCGUCGGGGCAAAAACGGUGUAUGCGUCUGCAAAGGUGCGGACCCGGUGUGCGGCAGUGACGGGGUGUCCUAUCGAAACAUCUGCGAACUGAAGAGAUUGAGUAACCGGGCUCUGAAGCUUCAGCAGCCACCGGUCAUCUUCAUACAGAGAGGAACCUGUAGCAAAGGCCAGGAGAAUCCAGACAGUCUGCGCCACAGAUAUAACUUCAUCGCUGAUGUGGUGGAGGAAAUCGCUCCCGCUGUGGUUCAUAUUGAACUGUACCGCAAGAUGGUGUUCUCUAAGCGUGAGGUGGCGGUGGCCAGCGGCUCUGGCUUCGUGGUGUCGGAGGACGGCUUGAUUGUGACCAACGCCCACGUGGUGGCCAAUAAGCACCGGGUGAAGGUGGAGCUGAAGAGUGGCGCCACCUUCGACGCCAAAAUCACAGACGUGGACGAGAAGGCAGACAUUGCCCUCAUCAAGAUCGACACCCCGACGAAACUGCCGGUGCUGCUGCUGGGUCGUUCAGCUGACCUGAGGCCUGGUGAGUUCGUUGUGGCCAUCGGCAGCCCCUUCUCCCUGCAGAACACGGUCACCACAGGUAUCGUCAGCACCACCCAAAGAGGAGGCAAGGAGCUGGGCCUGAGGAACUCUGAUAUGGAAUACAUCCAGACGGACGCUAUCAUCAACGAAGGAAGUGUAGAUCUACCAUCUGAUCAGCCCUUUAACCUGAAUGCUGUUCCUUUUCAGUAUGGGAACUCUGGCGGACCCCUGGUCAAUCUGGACGGAGAGGUGAUUGGGAUCAACACACUGAAGGUGACAGCAGGAAUCUCCUUUGCCAUCCCCUCAGACAAGAUCCGUCAGUUCUUGGCAGAGUCCCACGGCAGACAAUCUAAAGGUAGAUUAUUACCAAAGAAGAAGUACAUCGGUGUGAGGAUGAUGACUCUCACUCCAACGCUUGCAAAGGAGCUGAAGGAGAGAACAUCAGACUUCCCUGAUGUUACCUCAGGGGCAUAUGUCAUCGAGGUCAUCCCAAAAACACCAGCUGAGAUAGGUGGCCUGCAGGAGAGUGACGUCAUAAUCACCAUCAACAGCCAGCGAAUCACCUCGGCCAGUGAUGUCAGCAGCUCUAUCAAGAGGGACAACACGCUGCGAAUGGUGGUCCGGCGGGGGAACGAGGACAUCAUGCUCACCGUCGUCCCCGAGGAUAUUGACCCUUGACCUCUAGGCAACCACGAGCUGGUUCUCAGUGUUUAAAAACCACAGACUUCAACCGGGAUGGUGUGUCUGGAUCCACACCCUACCAUAGAACCUGUAACUACGAGUGCCCCCCCCCCCCCCGAGGCCCACACCGAAACCUCUGGGACCUCAAAUGCAUCCAGGGCAAUACAGACAUAUUUUAGCACCCUGCUACUCUUUUGUAUUAAAAUGUUUUCCUUGUGUAUGAGUCAAAAAGACACUUCGCUCUCAGUGAAACUGAUUAAUGCCAUCACGUUUGUUUUUAUACUCUACUAACGUCCUUGCACAGAGUACCCACCUCAAUCAGAUAGAAAAGUGGGUGUCACAGAUUACCAUAGUUUUGUAGUUGUUUUUGUUACUGUUGAUAUUGUUUUUUUUUAUUGUAUUUCUCUUGAUAUGUUUUGACAAAUUUCACAGAGGGAAUAAAAAUAAAUAAAUAAAUAAAAAAAUAAAAAAA